AAAGUGAAAAUGGAACCGCUGAAAAUGAUCCUAUAUUUAGCUUGCAUCGCCGUGCUCAUCAACAUUCGCCCAGGCGAAGGGCUAGAGAUCGAACAUCCCCAUAGCUUCUCUAUAUUCAAACGAGGCGUUAUGCUUGGCGAUGUUUCCUACAGCUAUUCUUCCACGGACAUGGGAUCACCGGAAAGUGGACGCUACAAGACGGUAACAGUGAUCAAGAACAUUGCCGUUCCCAAACCGACCAGCACAAUGUUUAGUGACCGUUCGGAACACUACUACGAUUCGGUUGAGAAAACCUCUUCCACCGGAUCAACGCAGAAGAAGCGUACACACGUAGAAUAUUGGCCACCAAAGGAGGAGAACCAUGUGGCCCAUCGGCUGAAGUUGGAGCAGGACUUUCACAAAGUCAGCAAUACCCACCGUCCGAAGGGUAGUCAUCAACGCCAUCACAGUCAGCAGGAGAUAGCGGCAGCACUCAAAAUGACCUAUAAACCCGCAGAAAUCAAGGAACAACCACAGGAGGAACCGCAGCACCCGGUAGAUAUAUUAGAACUGGCCAAAUCGGCAGUGAAAACCCUCACCCAAAAGGCAAAGGUUGUACCGCCGGGUGAAAACACCGGCCCUGUAACGUUUCCCUCCGAUGCGAUGAUGAUGAAAAAGAAGAACGGAAUCGUAAGUGUGGCCAAGGAGUACACCAGCAUCCUGACGACGGAUCCGAAAGAUCGUCAACCGAUCGUCAGCAAGCUUCGUACCAAGGUGGAACCACCGACGAAGGCACCCACAUUCCAGAUGCCGUACUCGUCCACCUCGUCCAGCGAGGAGGGCGAGAUCAAACUGAAAGAUUUCGAACAGUCAGAGUACGUCUUUAACCACAAGACGGGUUCGUUCGAGUUUAGAGCGGCCUCGAAAGCACCGAAAGCAGUCCAGGAGUAUCUGCGCGGCAGUCCUUAUGGAUACAGGGAAGAACCAAUGUCCUCCAAGGCAGAAACACCCGACAGCAGCACGUACAACAGUCCCUCAGAGUUACUGUUUGCCGAGCUCCACAAUGCCGUCACCACGCGGAACAUUACAAUGAUCAAGUCACUUGCCGGUCAGCUGGAAGAAACAUUCAAUAUCGGAAAACUUGACUUUGAAUCGUUAAAAACCACGACAGAAGAUCUGAUGGCGGCCGAAACUACUACCGCAAAAUCAUCGUUCGAUUUCGGGUAUGGAAAUUACGCCGAAACGACUACAAUGGACUAUCAGGAACCGGUCACGACCGAAGCGAUCGUGGCAAGUACGACAAUAAAAGCGCCCGUUAUGAUGAUGAUGACUACGACGAAGAAACCGCUUCGCUAUAUAGCACCGAAGCUUCGCGGAUUCAAGCGAUUUUCGUCCAAGAGGCAGAACACAUAA
Messenger RNA from Anopheles moucheti, 1392 nucleotides. RefSeq lists its product as uncharacterized. The transcript has 2 exons. The record is from RefSeq and is a predicted model, not a curated record. Lineage: Eukaryota; Metazoa; Arthropoda; Insecta; Diptera; Culicidae. Bases 10 to 1392 code for a protein of 460 amino acids.